Messenger RNA from Ficedula albicollis (Collared flycatcher), 525 nucleotides. Its product is annotated as cytochrome c oxidase assembly factor 5. The transcript is spliced from 3 exons. Gene Ontology annotation, cellular component: mitochondrion. NCBI's taxonomy places the organism in Eukaryota, Metazoa, Chordata, Aves, Passeriformes, Muscicapidae. The record is from RefSeq and is a predicted model, not a curated record. Gene Ontology annotation, biological process: mitochondrial respiratory chain complex IV assembly. Bases 43 to 270 code for a protein of 75 amino acids.
GGGGGGGGGGGGGGAGCGGGGCGUAGCGCCGGGCUCGCCGCCAUGCCCAAGUACUACGAGGAUAAGGAGGAGGACGGGCGCGCCUGCAGCGGCGUGAGGGAGGACCUGCGGCAGUGCCUGCUGGAGAGCCCCUGCGUCCUGCAGGAAAACAAAAGCCCUAAACAAUGCUUGCGGGAAGGACACUGUAGGAGUUUGCAAGUGACAUUCUUUGCAUGCAAAAGAUCAAUGUUGGAUAACAGGGCAAGAUUCAGAGGAAGGAAGGGAUACUGAAGUCAUUGUCAAGAGACCUAGCCACGGGAAUUUGAGGUUCAUCAGCACUCUGCACAAGACAGAGACUAAAGUAAGAAGAUGGUACCUGCUGCAUCCUUUCAUGCAGUGUUUCUGUGAAGGUAUCUACUCAUGAGUAUUCCAACAGAUUGACCUGGAUGUGCAUUUAAAUAUUAAAAAGAAGGCAAGCAUAAAGCUGCAAGUUCUGGCCAAAAUGGGUACCUGUCAUAUACUUGCAAUAAAAAUGUGAAAUCCAGA